AUGUCCGGAGCGUCCUCCUCCGGCACACCGCAGCAAACCCACUCAGGGGCCGGCAGUGGCAACAUCGACGCAUCAUGGGAAGCCACGGACGGGGAGGCUGCGAGAGAGGCUAUCUCGCCUGAAGCCUCGGAGUGCGAUGCAGGGGAGGAAGCAGGCCACUCCCAGGAUGGGCUGGAGGACGGGGUCGAAGACGAGGCACCCGCAGAGCUGCCACUAGGGCUCGAAUAUGAGCUCCCAGCGCCGAAGGCGAAGGGAGGAAUGUGGGGCGAAUCUGCGACGCUCAUCGGUAGCGCUUCCGAGAGCCACGGGGCUGGAGGAGGGUAGCCGCAGAGAGAGUUGGCCUCAUUGAAGGUUGCGGGUAGGGUGUCUGCGGAAUCCCAGGUUGUAUCCGUGCCGAAAUAUGGUGGUCUAGGUAUACAGGUGUCAGUCAUGGACAUAGUGACAAGGACGUAGUCAACGUACGGCAUAGGCGCACGGAAG
Fomitopsis serialis is the source of this 480-nucleotide messenger RNA. RefSeq lists its product as uncharacterized. The transcript has 2 exons. The record is from RefSeq and is a predicted model, not a curated record. Bases 1 to 324 code for a protein of 107 amino acids. Lineage: Eukaryota; Fungi; Basidiomycota; Agaricomycetes; Polyporales; Fomitopsidaceae.